GUCCUACGGCUAUGUCUGCAAGGCGAAGAACAAGGCGACGGGCCUUGUCCGCGCCGUGAAGACCAUUGCCAAGGGGAAGAUGAAGAACAUGGAGCGGUUCAAGCAAGAGAUUGCCAUCAUGAAAAUGAUGGACCAUCCGAACAUCAUCAAACUCUAUGAGAGCUUCGAAGACCUGAGGAAUAUAUACCUAGUCAUGGAGCUCUGUGCGGGCGGUGAGCUUUUCGACCGCAUCAUUGACGCCGGCAGCUUCACCGAGGUGGUAGCUGCCACCUUGAUGCAGCAGAUCAUCCGUGCCGUGUACUAUAUGCACCAGAACAAGGUUGCACACCGGGACCUGAAACCCGAAAACUUUCUUUUCACCUCCAAGGAGCCCAUAGAAAACAACUGCCUCAAGAUCAUCGACUUCGGCCUCUCCUGCAAGUUCGUGGAGGGUCAGAUGCUGGCCACCAAGGCUGGCACGCCGUACUACGUCGCACCGCAGGUGCUGUCGGGCAAGUACGACGAGUCGUCGGACCUUUGGAGUUGCGGCGUCAUCAUGUUUGUGCUGCUCUGCGGUUAUCCUCCCUUCUUUGGGGACUCCGAUCAGGAGGUUUUGUCCAAGGUGAAGAUGGGCAACUUCAGUUUUAACCCCGCCGACUGGAAGAAUGUGUCGGAGGAUGCCAAGAGCCUCAUACGCAGCCUCCUCAGGAUGAACCCCAGAGAAAGGUUCACUGCAGACCAGGCGCUGCAGCACGAGUGGAUCAAGCUCAAGGCGCCCAAGGCCAAGAAUGUAAGCCUUCAGUCCAACUUCGUUGACAACCUGCGUGGCUUCCGAUCUCAGAACAAGCUGAAGAAGGCAGCCUUGCACAUCAUCGCGGGUCAGCUGAACGAGGAUCAGAUCAAGCAGCUCCGCGACGUUUUCAUGAUGAUUGAUGGAAACGGGGACGGCUACCUGACAGUCAAUGAACUGAAGGAGGGGCUUUCGAAGGCCGGCUUGAAAGACAUCCCGGUCGACUUGCUGCAGAUCAUGCAGGAAGUGGAUUCGGAUGGGAGUGGGAACAUCGACUACACGGAGUUUCUAGCAGCGACUCUAGACAAGAGGAUGUACAUCCAAGAAGACGUUUGCUGGUCUGCCUUCCGUGUCUUCGACAGGAACGGCGAUGGAAAGAUCUCCAUGGAGGAGCUCCAGCAGGUGCUUUGUGCUCAAGACGUCGAGGAGGUAGUCGGUACAAAGGCCAUCGCCGAGCUCAUGCUAGAGGUGGACGGCAACGGCGAUGGCUUCAUCGAUUUCAAGGAGUUCAUGUCGAUGAUGCGUGACCACGCGAAGGGUGGUGGAGGGGUGGCCCAUUCCACUGCGUGA
Molecule: messenger RNA, 1339 nt
Organism: Symbiodinium sp. CCMP2456
Lineage: Eukaryota; Dinophyceae; Suessiales; Symbiodiniaceae
Source: the annotation of a GenBank genome assembly